Rhododendron vialii is the source of this 445-nucleotide messenger RNA. RefSeq lists its product as uncharacterized. The coding region runs from base 61 to 357 and encodes 98 amino acids. The transcript is spliced from 2 exons. The record is from RefSeq and is a predicted model, not a curated record. Lineage: Eukaryota; Viridiplantae; Streptophyta; Magnoliopsida; Ericales; Ericaceae.
UUGUCCCAUACAUUGUUGAGUUCAGAAUUAGAAAUCAUUCUAAUUAUCGUGUACUUGUAGAUGCUGAAUAGGUUUUUGUGCAUACCAAUUGCUGGUGUUGCAACUGAAUAUCUUCUCUAUGGACAGGCUGAGGGAGGCCUUGCAGAUAUUAACAAGUUGGAUAUGCUGCUAAAAGGUUUGAGUUUCACUCAAAAGAAAGCAUAUUCACAGGUCAGAUGGGCUGUUCUUAACACUGUCCUCACGUUGCGUCACCACGAAGGAGCACGGGCGAAACUAGCCGAGGGCAUGUCUGAGGGAAGAUCUGUGGGCUUUUGCAUUGAUAGUAUUGAGAAAACUAUAAAUGCUGCAGACAUUUAGGUUCAACUAUGUUUUGGCACAUCCCACACAAUCAUUUCUCCCCCCUCCUCUUGCUGAAAAAUUGUAAUUAAUCUCUCUCUGUGUGCCU